GCAGACUUGAACGAUAAAUUGAAGAAUGCAGGAUUUAUCAAUCGCACCCUACGUGAACACCAAGAAGAGGGACUGAUCUGGCUUUGUAACUGCUUUAAAAAUCAAAAUGGAUGUGUUUUGGCUGAUGAAAUGGGUUUGGGUAAGACAACACAGUCACUGGCAUUUCUCUGUAUCAAAGCUAAUUCAGGAGUUCCUUCACUAGUUGUUGCUCCUCUUUCUGUUUUAAAUAAUUGGUCGACUGAGCUCAGCAGUUUUUUACCUAAAUAUACAGUUCUCAAGUAUUAUGGAGAUGCAGAGACGAGGACCACGUUGCAGAAAGACACUUGUGAUAUCAUGAUAACUACAUAUGAGAUGCUUCUGAAAGACAGUGAUUUCUUUGGCAGGAAAGUAUGGAAUAUAGUGAUUGUUGAUGAGGGUCAUAGGUUAAAAAACUCAGAGGGUCAAACGAAUAUAAAACUGAGAGAGUUGAGGUGCUCAUUUAGGUUGAUUCUGUCAGGGACCCCAGUGCAGAAUAAUAUUAAGGAGCUUUACACACUUCUAAGUUUCGUUGACGAUGAAGCUUUUCCCCUGAAGGAUUUAUCCGAUUUUUGCAGUAGAUAUGAACAAGAAAAGUUUCACAGUGAACUACAUGAGCUGCUGCGACCCUAUCUACUGCGUAGAACAAAAAAUCAGGUACUUGAUAAGCUUCCACCAUCUCAAGAAAGUAUAAUUUAUUGUGAACUUUCUGACCUUCAGAAGAACGUUUAUAAAGGUGUCCUGGCAAAAGAUGAGUCUGUCAUUGAUAUUAAUAGGAACAAGUCAAUACUACAAAAUACCAUCAUGCAAUUGAGGAAAUGUUCCAAUCAUCCAUACAUGUUCAAUGGAGUUGAACCUGAGCCAUUUUGUAUGGGAGAACAUCUUGUUGAAGCAAGUGGCAAGUUGAACACUUUGGACAAGAUUCUCAAGUACUGUCAGUCCAACCAUCACAGGGUUUUGAUAUUUUCUCAGUUUACUUUGUUAUUGGACAUCCUCCAAGACUAUUGCCAUUACCGUAGUUUCAGUUACGAGCGACUUGAUGGUUCAGUGAGAGAUCAGGAGCGGUACAAUUCAAUUAACAACUUUAGUCAGAAUGAUGUGUUUUGUUUCUGCUGUCUACGAAGGCAGGUGGUGUUGGACUCAAUCUAACUGCUGCUGAUACUGUAAUAUUCUUUGAUACUGAUUGGAAUCCCCAAAAUGAUUUGCAGGCAGCUGCUCGUGCUCAUAGAAUGGGCCAGACCAAACCAGUCAAAAUUAUUAGACUUGUCUCCAGGAAUACUGUUGAUGAGUAUAUGCUGAAAAAGAUGGAGUCAAAGCUAAAACUGACUACACGUGUCAUCACUGAAGGAGGAUUUUCUUCGUUUGAUAUUGCUCCAGAAGAUUCCAAAACUCUUUCUGACAUGCUUCUGUUCGGGUUAAGCAGUCUUCUUGAAGACAAAGAAGAUACUACUGAUGAUAUUGAGGUUGUUUUAGGUGGGACAGACUCCAAUGGUAACUGGGACUUCGAUAAAAAUGAGGAUAACGCAAAUACAAAUGGUCAAAUUGGUGGAGACGUUGAUGACUACUAUGAUUUUGAAGGCACUAAUUACCGAGAGAAGAAAGUAAAAGAUCGACAAACGUUUGAUGAAAUUAUAAAAGAGAAUGUUUCUUCUGUUCCUGCUGUAAGUAACAAUUUGACAUCUGUAAGGUCCAGGAAAACGGUCAACAUGAGUGAAGCAGAUCUGAAAGAGAAUGAAAAACUUCUUGAGAAGCAGCACAAAGCAGCCCAAGAGCAGAGAAAAGCUAAGAGAGAUGCGAAAAAGAAAGAAACAUGGGAUGAAGUCGGUUACAUUUCCACAGCGUUACCCACCAGUACUUUACCCAGUAAUCUGUUUAGUUCUCUGGAUGUGGAGUACGUGGUAGGAGACGUUACUUCAUCUAAUAAAACAGGCAUUGUUAUACACUGCACGGACAGUAGUGGUGAUUGGGGCACUGGUGGGCUUUUUACAGCACUAACUCGGAAAUCUCAAAAUCCACAAAAGUGCUAUGAGCUUGCUAAGGAUAUGGAUGAUUUACGUUUAGGUCAGUGCCAUGUCGUGGAUUAUUUUCCUGAUUUAGCUGUCGCUCUUCUCGUUUGUAUCAGGAGAGGUUCCUCUUCGAUGAAGCUCGAUUUGAAGUGCUUGGGAGAGGCGCUAACAUCACUCGGUAGUUACUCUGAACAGAAGAAUAUAACUGUUCAUAUGCCGAGGGUUGGUUUCUCAGUUGAAGAUUGGUAUGGGGCAGAACGUCUGCUCAGGAAAUGUCUUCUCUCUCAAAACAUACCUACUUUUGUUUAUUAUUUCUCAAAACGAUCCUCCAAUCAAACAUCAUCCCGUCAGAAUGUAACAUCUUCAAAAGCUGGGGCAUCUCGUUCGUCAUCCAGCCCGUUACAUAAACCUGCUAAGAAACAAAAGAAAUCUCUGUCAAAUUCUUACACUAACAAAAUCGUCUAUUUGGAUCCUGAACUUAGUCCGAGUGAGCAGGAAGUCCUUAAAAGACAUAUUGUAGCAGCAAAUGGAGAUAUACAGACUUUUCUCGGUGAUAACGUUACACAUAUCCUAUCAUAUGACAAAGAGCUCAAGACUGAUGAUGACUGCAAGGCUGUCAUUAUCAAUCCGUAUCAGUUUGUAAGAACACUGUCAUCUGUUGAUUUGUAAUGAGUCGUGUUGACAUGUGAAACGUGUAUUUGUUUUGUUAAGAAGAAGUUGAGUCAAAUUCAUAGCGUUCAAUUAUUUUCACUUAAUUUUAAAGUCUAUUUUCCACCUUAUUACUUUAGCACAUGGUAUUUGUAAUGUUUAAAUGUACGAUGUAGAUUUGUUGUAUCAUUCAAUUUUUAACUUUUAACAAUAAGCCAGUAAUUAAAUAAUAUUCUAUUAUGUUUGAUCAGUUGUUUACAUUAUUAUUUAUGAUUUUGUAUUAUCCGUAAAUUUUUAUCUUCCCUCCAAUAAAUAUUGAGCGGCAUAAAUUUGUGCCUGACGUUUUCUUUGGCUAUCACGUCAUACUGGUUACACUUCAGUUUUGGUAAGUUUUACCGUGUCACUGUUCAAUAUGCUUGUUCAUUGUUCAAAAGUCGUUUGUGUUUUUACAAUUGAUCGUCCAUUGUUCUACGGAAAUAUUUGUAAGAAUGCGAAUAAUGCAUUU
Messenger RNA from Bolinopsis microptera, 3174 nucleotides. Its product is annotated as chromodomain-helicase-DNA-binding protein 1-like. NCBI's taxonomy places the organism in Eukaryota, Metazoa, Ctenophora, Tentaculata, Lobata, Bolinopsidae. Gene Ontology annotation, biological process: DNA repair; chromatin remodeling. Gene Ontology annotation, molecular function: DNA helicase activity. The coding region runs from base 1245 to 2690 and encodes 481 amino acids. The transcript has a single exon. The record is from RefSeq and is a predicted model, not a curated record.